CAGGCUUUCAAAGAACUAAUGCUGCUGUUCCAUUUCCGCCAAGUCACCGGCUGACAGCAAAGGAGGUGUUUGAUAAUGAUGGGAAGCCUCGUGUGGAUAUCUUAAAAGCACAUCUCAUGAAGGAGGGCAGGCUGGAGGAAAGUGUCGCAUUGAGAAUAAUAACAGAGGGUGCUUCGAUUCUUCGACAGGAAAAAAACUUGCUGGAUAUUGAUGCCCCAGUCACAGUGUGUGGGGACAUCCAUGGACAAUUCUUUGACUUGAUGAAGCUCUUUGAAGUGGGAGGAUCGCCUGCCAACACUCGCUACCUCUUCUUAGGGGACUAUGUUGACAGAGGGUACUUCAGUAUCGAAUGUGUGCUGUAUUUGUGGGCCUUGAAAAUUCUUUACCCCAAAACACUGUUUUUACUUCGUGGAAAUCAUGAAUGUAGACAUCUAACAGAGUAUUUCACAUUUAAACAAGAAUGUAAAAUAAAGUAUUCAGAACGUGUUUAUGAUGCCUGUAUGGAUGCCUUCGACUGCCUUCCCCUGGCUGCACUGAUGAACCAACAGUUCCUGUGUGUACAUGGUGGUUUGUCUCCAGAGAUUAACACUCUAGAUGACAUCAGAAAAUUAGACCGAUUCAAAGAACCACCUGCUUAUGGGCCCAUGUGUGACAUCCUGUGGUCAGAUCCCCUGGAGGACUUUGGAAAUGAGAAGACGCAGGAACAUUUCACUCACAACACAGUCAGGGGGUGUUCAUACUUCUACAGGUACCGCAUGUACAGGAAAAGCCAAACAACAGGCUUCCCUUCUCUGAUUACAAUUUUCUCAGCACCAAAUUACUUAGAUGUGUACAAUAACAAAGCUGCAGUGUUGAAGUACGAGAACAAUGUGAUGAACAUCAGACAGUUCAACUGCUCUCCCCAUCCGUACUGGCUCCCAAAUUUCAUGGACGUUUUCACCUGGUCGCUGCCGUUUGUGGGGGAGAAAGUGACUGAGAUGCUGGUAAAUGUCCUCAACAUCUGCUCAGACGAUGAGCUGGGGUCAGAGGAAGAUGGAUUUGACG
Molecule: messenger RNA, 1044 nt
Organism: Cricetulus griseus (Chinese hamster)
Lineage: Eukaryota; Metazoa; Chordata; Mammalia; Rodentia; Cricetidae
Source: RefSeq, a predicted model, not a curated record